AUGAGUGUGGAGCCUGAAUUCCAACUCAAGCAAACCAACGUCUCGCAGCCUCAACUAUCCCAUCAAACCUCGCAGCAGAGCGUUGCUGCUUCCCUCGCUGCUUCUGAGGGCUACUACAGCGCGUCAGAGCACGCGUCCAGUUCGAGCGACGAGCGCAGGCCUCUCUACCAGACACCGCCUUCCUCCCGCACACCGGCACAGAGUCAUGAGCAGUUGGUGCCACACACUGACAUCCCGAUAACGUCUCUGCGAGGUGUUGGUGUCCCAAGACAGCAGCCUCAGCCUUCCUUCACACACGGACGCCCUCAAUCGCCUGCUGUGUCUACCAUCGCAGAGGAGUCGAGACCAGACACGCGAGACGCGAGGCGCUCCCAGUCAUACAACAUGGACGCCGAAUCCCAGGUGACCACACCCGGCCAGGAUACCACACCCUACAUUCGAUUCGCCAUCGACCAACUCACACGCGACGAAGAGGUCCGAGGAUCGAGAAUAUACCCAGAGGUCCGACCAGAGGACGAAGAUGACUACCCCGUCGACAGGAUUGUCCACGACAAUGGCCUGGGAUACAUGGCGCAGGAACAGCGGACACAACAAAGGAUGUCACAACAAAUACCACGGAAGCCCCUGAGGAAUUCGUCAACACCGCUUGCGAAAGCCCCAGCACCCAUGGCCACUACACAGCCUUACGACCCACAUCACCCAACCCAACAGUACAGGCCCCAGCAUUCACCAUCUCCUUCUCGCACACAGAACGACGUCUUCGUAGCACAUACCCAACAUGCGCCACUGCACUUCCUCCCGGCUAUCCUUCGCCCAUUCUGGCUAGGCCUUUACAUCUUCUUGUGUCUUCUAAUGCUUGCAGCCUUGAUCUUUUCUGCCGUCUACUCCAACCGCAACGAUGGCAACGGCCUGUGGGACUACAACGCAUUUGGCGACAACCGCUACUUUGUCUUCGAAUACCUCCCAACCCUCCUAGGAAUGCUCCUACUUCUAUGGCUCAUCCAGAUCCAGACCGCUACCCAGCGCCUCAUACCUUUCAUCUCCAUGGCUUCGGACUCUUUCCACAUGCGCUCUGAGGCUGUCUUCCUCCGACUGUACCCGAUGCAGUUCGUAUGGCCUAACUUUGAGCAUUUCCGCGCCGGACACCCCGGUGUCGGUGUUUUCUUCUUCGUGUCAUGGCUGUUUACUUGGACGAUACCCCUUCUUGCUUCCGCCUACAACGUACGAUAUGACGUGGGCCGCAGUGUCUGGCGAUGGGUAGCCGUUCAGGGCGUUGUCUGGACCGUUGUUGUUCUCUACAUCCUGCUGAUUGCCGUCUUGAUCUACAUGCUGCUCUUCCUGACCCGCAACCCGACUGGCCUGAAAUGGGACCCUCGAUCUCUCGCCGAUAUCAUCUCGCUUCUUGAGCGCUCGAACAACCUCACGGAUUACAACAACUCUGAGACAUUUGAGAAGGGCGACUGGCAUCUGGUUAGCAACCGCGCAGACCGCAUUGGAUAUUGGACCACUACAACGAGACCCAGCGACGUCUUCUACGGUAUCGGCGAAGAGGGUGCUGGGAUUCGGAGGUUCUCAGUUCAAGAGGGACGUAUCACUGAGAAGGGAGCUGAGCGCACCAACCUCGACCCGACCCAGGGCAACGACUUCACCAUCCGCACCGACAUCCGCAAUCCCAGCGUGCGGCUACGAUUCCUUCCCUGGUACCUGAAGGACACUUCGGUCAUUGCGUGGAUCGUCAUUGCCACUGUAUUGCUGGUCGCUUUCUUCGUUGUUAGUUUUGUCAACAGCGCCGUCCGCCUUGGAUUCCUGCCCCAGGUCUUCGCUCGCACUGGCGCAGACGGCUUCUCCGCGUCAAACUUCCUCUACUCCUUCAUUCCGGCUCUGAUCGCCAAUUUCCUCUUCUUGGCUCUAUUGUCUCUGGACUACUCUCUCCGGGUGCUUCAGCCCUACAUGGCGCUCUCCUCCAAAGGCGGAGCUACCGCUGAGGCCUCUCUUCUGGUCGACUAUGCUUGCCGCCUACCUUUCUCCGCCACUUUGGCGGCACUCGAGAACAGACACUGGCAAACAGCUGUUCUGUCCUUUGUCUCGUUGACAUCCUGCACUCUUCCCAUCCUCGCUGGAGGCUGCUUCUGGACGCAAUACUACGGCAAUGAUGACGUCGUCCGUGUCGCAGCCGAGCUCGCAGGAUACUACGCCCUCUGCUUCUUCCUCGCCCUCUACGGCGUCAGCCUCCUCGCUCUCAUCCCAGGCCGUCGCCGAGCCGCCCUUCCUCACCGCAGCAACACGCUCUCCGAGAUAAUCAGCUGGGUCUACCAAUCCCCCAUCCUCGCCGACCGCGCUUUCUCUCGCCCACAGACAAAGCCCGAGCUCGUCGCAAGGCUAAUGGGAUCCACCUACGCGGAACGCACAUGGGCCCGGUCCGCUCUCUCGCUCGUCCGUCCUUCGCGCAACAAUCUGCGCAACGAGCCAGCUGCAGAACCCGCCCUAGGCGACAAGAAGACGAGGAAGGAACGCAAGAACGAGAAGCACAACUCCUACACCGACCCACAGAAGAUUCGUUACGGCUUCGGUAUUCACGUCGGACGCGAUGGUCUCGAGCAUCUCGGCAUCGACCGCGUACAUCGUGGUGGAGAGAGGAGUGGCCGCGAACUUGUUAUCUGGGAAGAGCAGAACAACAACAAGAGGAAGAGCUGGACGAGUCAAGUCUAA
Messenger RNA from Alternaria viburni, 2709 nucleotides. RefSeq lists its product as uncharacterized. The transcript is spliced from 2 exons. Lineage: Eukaryota; Fungi; Ascomycota; Dothideomycetes; Pleosporales; Pleosporaceae. Bases 1 to 2709 code for a protein of 902 amino acids. The record is from RefSeq and is a predicted model, not a curated record.